Molecule: messenger RNA, 917 nt
Organism: Coregonus sp. 'balchen'
Lineage: Eukaryota; Metazoa; Chordata; Actinopteri; Salmoniformes; Salmonidae
Source: the annotation of a GenBank genome assembly
AUGAUGACCAUAGUAUCUUUUCUCUCCGCAGCUCUGCUGUUGCUGGUUCCUGGGAUCCUGACUGAAAGUAAUGUAGAAUAUAUUGACUUACUUUACCUCUUUGUAAUGUUAUCUUUAUAAUUUAUACAGUAUAGUGGACAUUGAAAAUUCCAAUUUUAUACAGAGGCUUAUGGACCAAACCUCAUCGAGUUGACGAUCGUCAACAGCAUCUCCAAUGCACCCAAUGAGACCUACAGUGCUGACAUCGUAUUCAGAGGGAUCCUCCUCGGUGCCAUGAGGAGACUGCAGGAGACCAAUGCAGACUUCAAGUCAGUAGACAUUUCGAUUCUAUUGUCUGAUUGGUUUCUAGAAUAGCUCAUAUAUGCAAUGAGAAAUAGUUUUUAUGCCAAUUUACAGACAAUGUUCUGUAGUUCAAUGUGUCAAUAAUUGCAUGACAUGGAGUGGUACAGCAUUUUCCUGUUUCCAAUGUGAAAAAGUAAUGGUGGUAUGCUUGCUGUUGCAAUGGAUAAAGGGUAUCAUAACUGAUAACUGGUGUGUCACAUAUUUUAUGUUAUGUCAGUAGUCAGUGAGCAUUGUUCUUCCAGGUUCACCUACACAGAGGACCCCAACUAUGGUCCUUUCCUGGAGAGUGUGAAUGAUGUUGCCGGGGACAGUGCUGAGCACACUUACUGGGAGCUCCUUGUUCAGACUGGGGAGAAUGGACCCGUGAUCAGACCUGAUGUGGGUGAGUAAUGAUUUAGAAUAUCGCUCUCUCUCCAGAAUUAAGUGCAAAAGCAAGUGUUAUUUACAACAACUAUUUGUCACACAAAUUGUGCACCUACUGUAAAACACUAAUUACCUAUUUGGACCAUGUUUUCACAGGUAUUGGCUGUUACAUCCCAGAACCAAAUGACCGCAUCAUCCUGAAUUUUACGAAA